AUGGAAACCGAACUUUUCCUCUUUGGUGGAGAAGCAACAGCAGAGUCCGCCUGGGCCUCUCUCUUGGCUUGGCCUCGGUUAUCCGCUUCUCCGGAGGAAGGAAGGAGCGCAAGCUCAGUCUCCAUGGAGCCCCGCGAGAGAGGAAGGCAGGGAGGCCGGUGGGACCGCAACCGAGGCGGAGCAGGCGGCCCCGAGGGACAGUGGAGAAGGGCCCACCAGCCAAGAUGGGCCCAAAGGGAGCACCCCCCGCUCCGUGCACCAAGGGGGGAAAGGACAGGUGCUGACUCGGAUGGGGACAGCCCCCAGCGCCACUCGCAGCAGAUCGGGGUCUCCUUCUUGGAGGAGCUGCUGGAGAAGGAACCAUCGGAGGUGGCCAUCACGCUGGCCUCCAGCCCGGGCCUGGAGGAGGCUCUUUCCCAGGCCGCGCUACGGCCGUACUUUCUGGAGCUGCUCCUGCGGGCUCUUCGCAAGGCCUGCACUUCACGCACCAACCGGCAGAGCAUCCAGUGGCUACUGGGCCUGGUCAAGGAGUCGGCCUUCCUGGGCCAGGGCCUCCCGCAGUACGUGGCAGGGAUGCUGACCGAGGCUGUCCCAGCUACGCGUCACCGGUACCCACAGCACGUGGGCGACAUCUUGGCCCUGGUGCAGGAGCUAGUCAGCGUCUUCCCGGCUAGCACCAUCCAGUCGGUAGCCAUGCUGAUGUCCCUCCUGCAGGCUUCCGUCAAUGCCCUCCGGGCCUCCGAGGUGGACUUCACAGAGGAGACGGAGAAGCAGAUGGAGCAGGUCCAGGCCUAUGUCCAGCACCUGCAGGAGCGGUGUCGGGAGGGCACUCUGAAGGUGGACAGCCCCGUGCGGAUGGGGACCCCGGGGGAGGCGGAGGGCGAGGCAGAGGCAGGGGAUUACCGGGAAAUGGCCAUCUUCCCCACCUACGCAGAGCUGCACAAUGAGGAAAGGCCCUUCCUGCGGCCCAACACCCUCCGCCAGCCCUACGAGGGGCCCACCCUCUACCUGGAGACCCACUUCCAGCUUCUGCGGGAGGACUUCAUCCGGCCCAUGAGGGAAGGCAUCGCCCAGAUCUUCAGUGACACUGAGGAGAGCGGCCUGAGGAAGAAGAGGUUCGAAGACAUCCGAGUCUACUUCAAUGCCCGGAUUGUUGCCCCGCACUGCACAGCUUCCGGCAUCGAGUACCGAGUGCAGUUCGACACCCGGCCACUGCGCUUCGUCCGGUGGGAGAACUCCAAGCGGCUGAUCUUCGGCUCCCUGGUCUGCCUCUCCAAGGACGGCUUCGAGAGCUUCCUCUUUGCCACGGUGGCCCAGCGGGACCCCAAGGAGCUCAAGGAGGGCUUGGUGUGGCUGUCGUUCUGUGAGCACAGCCGGCCCCUCCUGGCCCGGGUACAGCCCUUGGACUCCUUCCUCAUGGUGGAGACCGCGGCCUACUUCGAGGCCUACCGCCAUGUCCUUCAAGGGCUGCAGGAGGCCCGGCCGGAGGAGCUCCCUUUCCAGAGGUACCUGGUCCGGUGCGAGGCCGAUGUCAGCGCCCCUGCCUACCUGGAGGGCCCCAGGCGCCUCUAUGACUUUGCCUGCCUGGUGCAGAAGCCACCCGCAGAGGAGCUGCCCAAGGAAGAGUCGGAUGAGGAACUGUCGGACGAGGAAGAGCACAACCAUCUAAAUGUCCCCGCUCUGUUCAGACUCCAGCAUCCACGACUAGGUGCAGUUCAAGACCGGGCCGCUGCACUCCGAAUGGAGAGAGAAAUCCAAGCAGCUGUUCUUCGGCUUUCUGGUGUGCCUCCCAGAGAGGAAGGUUCCUCUGUCAACAUCCUGGACCCACAGCAGUGGCCCAGCAAGGAGGCUCUGGGACUGGACGAGACCCAACUGCAGGCCCUGAGCUUGGCGCUCACCAAGGAGCUGGCCAUCAUUCAGGGGCCCCCGGGGACCGGGAAGACCUACGUGGGACUGAAGAUCGUGCGUGCCUUGCUGGCCAAUGGCCGGGCCAAUUUGUCACCCAUGCUGGUCGUCUGCUACACCAACCACGCUCUGGACCAGUUCCUGGAAGGGAUCCAUACAUUCCAGAAGCAAGGGAUCGUGCGCGUUGGAGGGAGGAGCAGCAGCGAGACCCUGAAGAAGUUCACACUGCGGGAGCUCCGUAGCAGAGGCGGAUUUCAGGUGGACCUGCUCAAUCUGGACAUGGCUCACUUCAGUAUGUCCAGUGAGAUGCAGGAAGCCCAGACUGAAGUGGUCCGUAAGGCAGACAUCCUGGAGUGCAGCCUGCGUGGAGUCCUGCACGAGAGGCACCUACGGAGCCACAUAGCCAUCUGCCACUGGGACAGCCUGAAUCGGGGCUGGGUAAGGAGGGGAUUGUGGGAAAGGAUUAACCCCAAGGACUCCCUCAUCCUGGAGUGGCUGGGCCUCGGUGCCAUGCCCUUUGCCUGCAGCGCGCCCAAUGAUGGAGCCAACCCUGCAGAGAAGGAAGGGGAAGAGAAGGAGAAAGACCCCGAGGAGGACUCACUGGCCAUUGCGGAGGAGGCGGCCCUGCUUCAGGCUGACCGCCUGCUGGACAGCGAUGACGCAGACCGGCCCUGGUCCCGCAGGCGCCGGCACCAAAGGGAUGCAGCUCAGCUAGACGACCACUUCCUGGCCCUGCAGCUGGAGGACAAGGAGAAGGAGGGGAAGAACAAGGAGGGCCGCUGGGAGAUGCAGCCCGGCCAGAAAAAGAAGCUGAAGCAGCGGGUGAAGAAGGAGCUGGAGAAGCCGGAGGGGAUGAGCGCAGAGGAGGCGGAGGCCGUUCGGGACGUCUGGCGCCUGCCCUUGACCUCUACAGGUAACCUUGCUCCCAAGACACCUGGGAGGCAUUGGGUACAGAAGUACCAGGCAGAGAUCCGGCGCACAAUCCUGAGGCACGAGGAAAAGUACCAGGAAGCGGCUGAUCGCCUGGCCGAGCUGCGUCUCCAGGACGAUCUCUGGAUCCUGAAGAAGGCAAAAGUUGUGGGGAUGACCACCACAGGUGCGGCCAGGUACCGGCAGGUCCUUCAGGAUCUGUCCCCUAGCGUGGUGGUUGUGGAAGAGGCGGCCGAAAUCCUGGAGGCCCACAUCAUCACCACCCUCAGCAGAGGCUGCCAGCACCUCAUCCUCAUCGGGGACCACCAGCAGCUUCGCCCCAGCGCCAAUGUCUACGAUCUGGCCAAGAACUUCCACCUGGAGGUCUCCCUUUUUGAGCGGCUGGUCACGGCUGGACUCCCUUUCAUCCGCCUCAACUACCAGCAUCGCAUGAGGCCAGAGAUCGCCCGUCUGCUCACACCCCACAUCUAUGCAGAGCUGGAGAGAGCUGACCCAUCUGUCCUCGAAUAUGAAAGCAUCAAGGGAGUCUCCUCCAACCUCUUCUUCGUGGAGCACAACGUCCCGGAGCAGUCACUGCAGGAAGGGAAGAGCCACCAGAACCAGCACGAGGCCCAGUUCCUGGUGCGGCUGUGCCAGUACUUGCUGUGCCAGGGCUACCAGCCCUCACAGAUCACCAUCCUUACCACCUACACGGGGCAGCUCUUCUGCCUGCACAAUCUGCUCCCGGCCAAGACCUUCCAGGGAGUGAAGGUCCAUGUGGUGGACAAGUACCAGGGUGAGGAGAAUGACAUUGUGCUGCUGUCCCUGGUGCGCAGCAACCUCGAGGGCCGGGUGGGCUUCCUGCAGGCCGCCAACCGUGUCUGCGUGGCCCUCUCCCGGGCCAAGAAGGGCCUCUUCUGCAUCGGCAACCUGGGCAUGCUGAGCCAGGUCCCGCUCUGGAGCAAGAUUGCCCAAACGCUGCGUGAGAAGGGCCAGGUGGGCCGCGCCAUGGUGCUCUCUUGCCAGAACCACCCCGAGACCCACACGGAGGUGGCCAAGGCCGAGGACUUUGCCAGUGUCCCUGAGGGGGGCUGCAGCCGCCCCUGCGAGGCCCGGCUGGGCUGUGGCCAUGUCUGCCCACUGGCCUGCCAUCCCUAUGACCCCUUGCACCGGGAGUUCAAGUGCAUGAAGCCCUGCCAGAAGACAUGGUGCACAGAUGGGCAUCGCUGCCCCAAAGUAUGCUCCGAGCCCUGCGGGGAGUGCCAGGUGAAGGUGCCGAAGACACUGCCCCGCUGCGGUCACCUGCAGCAGGUGCCCUGUGCCACCCCUGCAGAGAAGUUCUGCUGCCAGGAGCCCUGCCCACGGGACCCGAGGUGUGGGCACAAGUGUCGGAUGACCUGCGGCCAGGUGUGCAGCCAGCGCUGCCCAGAGAAGUUCCAGAUCACCCUGAAGUGCGGGCACAGCCAAGAGCUCUCCUGCUCCAUCGCAGAGGAGGUGAGGGAUGGGAGGCCUGUGCCCUGUCAGGCCAAGUGCCCUACUCUCCUGGAAUGUGGCCACCCAUGCCCCGGCUCCUGCCACUCUUGCUUCGGCGGUCGAUUCCACACGGCAUGUGCCAGCGCCUGCAGGCAGCUCCUGGUUUGUGGCCAUGAGUGCCUCCAGCCCUGCACCAGGGAUUGCCUACCCUGCCGGUGGCCCUGCCAGAUCCGCUGCGUCCACCGCAGCUGCCAGAAGACCUGCGGCGAGCCCUGCCCUCCUUGCAUGGAGCCCUGUGAGUGGCGCUGCGAGCACCAGCAGUGCAGCCAGCUGUGCUCAGAGCCCUGCGACCGUCCCCGUUGCAAUGUGGCCUGCCCCCAGGUGCUCCGCUGUGGCCACUCUUGUGCCGGCCUCUGUGGGGAGCCCUGCCCGACAGAGUGCCUAGUCUGCGACCAUGAGGAGCUGACCCAGAUCUUCUUCGGUUUCGAGGAUGAGCCCGGGGCCCGCUUCGUGCAGCUGGAGGACUGCGACGACGUCUUUGAGUCUCAAGGCCUGGACGUCUACAUGGACGAGAAGGCGGAGGAAGAGGGGGACCAGAGCACAGCAGCCGUGAAGCUCAAGGUGUGCCCUUCCUGCCGGACGCCCAUCCGAAAAAAUCUGCGCUACGGGGCGCUGGUGAAGAGGAGCCUGGCGGAGGUGGAGCUGGUGAAGCGCAAGAUCCAGGGCUCCCCUGAGGAAAUAGCCUCCGGUGCCCAGAGACUGAAGGCAGUGUUAAAGGAGAAAAUCACUCUGCGGGUCAACAUGCCGGCGGAAUACACACAGCUGCAGAAGAAGUUGGAGAAGCCAUUGUUUGCCUCCGUCCAGGGCCUGAUCUUUGUGGAGAAUCUCAUGAACUUCUAUGUCCGGCUGGCAGAACUGACCGAGGCGGUGAGGAAGGGCCGGUCCGGCGAGUGGGAGGGAAUGAAGAAGCGGAUGGCAGAGGCAGCCAGUUGGCUGGAACGGCCCCGACUCAGUUUCACCGGCCAGGAGCUGUCCGAUCUGCAGCGCGAAUUCCAGCGGCUGGCCUUCCUGGUGGAGCUGCUGGGCAGGUGCCAGGCCGCCCAGGGCAAGAUGGAUGACUCCACGGAGGAGAUAGUCAGCACCCUCCGGCAGCUCCUGGAGCGGCCCGAGAGGUUCACCCCGGAGGCCGAGCAACUGGUCAAGGAAAAGAUGGAGGCCCUGAAGACCCUCCUCCAGGAGUCCGUGCUGGGCAUCUCUGAGGUGGAGAAGCGGCAGAUCGUGGCUACCAUUAGUGGAACGACACGUGGCCAUUGGUUCAAGUGCCGCAACGGCCAUGUCUACAUGAUCGGCGGGUGCGGGGGCACCAGUCAGAGCAGCCAAUGCCCCGAAUGCCAAGAGAUCAUCGAAAGCAGCAACCACACGUUGGUGUCUGGCAACCAGGCCCCUGAGAUGGAUGAGGCCGGGUUUUCUCCCUGGUCCGAGGAGGCCAACAGAAGGCUUGGGGAUAGGGUGUCAAGCAACUGACUCCAGUAACCCUUCUUUCCUUCUCUUUGAUCUUCAGCAGACAUGGGUCAACCUUGGUCCUCCCUCCAGGUGUUUUGGAUUCCAACUCCCACAAUUCCUAACUGUUAUGAAUUGUGAGAGUUGGAGUCCAAAACACCUGGAGGGCCAAAGUUGGCCCAUGCCCGAUCUACAGGAUAAGACAACUUCCUGUAUCUACUUGAAGUAUCUUUGUAUUCAUAUGCAUCCUGCAGUGCACGCCAUCCUGCAUUUAAUUACUGGUGAUCACCUAUAAAGCCCUAAACGGUUCAGGACCUGCCUAUCUUUGUGACUGCAUCUUCCCCUAUGAACCAACGCAAUCUUUAAGAUCAGCUGGGGAUGCCCUCCUCUUGCUCCCACCUCCGUCUCAGGCACGGUUGGUGGGGACGAGGGAGAGGGCCUUCUCGGUGGUGGCCUCCCGUCUCUGGAACUCUCUUCCCAGGGAGAUUAGACUAGCGCCCACCUUGUCUAUCUUUCGGAAAAAUCUAAAAACCUGGAUGUUCCACUGCUUUUGAUUAGCAGUUCCCCAGUCAAGCCUGGCCUGUUCAAGCCCUAAGUCUAGCCCUUGCCCCUUGAUAGAGACAUAGGGCUCUUUCCCACAUUGCCCCUCACCCCAAGUUUCCUCAUAUGGCUCUUGCACUUUAUCUAUUAGCACUAUCCUCGACACUGAAUUGCACUAGUCCUGCUAAUGCCUCUUAGAACUGUAUUAUCCACAUCAGUAUUGGCUCAAUUAUGUUUUUAUUAUGUUAAUCGUGUGUUGUCUAGCUUUUAUUAUGAUGUUGUUUUAUGAAUUUUAUGCUUUAUUUUAACUGUGUUGGUUGAGCUUGUCCCCAUGUGAGCCGCCCUGAGUCCCUUCGGGGAGAUGGAGGCGGGAUACAAAAAUAAAGUUAUUAUAGUUUUAUCAAGUUUUUAAAACUGUUUGCAGUUUUGCACCUGGGUCUUUGGACUGUAAUAAAAUUUUGAUAGACUGAUCCCAUUUGAAGAUCAAACUACAGAUCACACAAGAGGAAAGAAGUUUCUGCAAACCACCCAGGAAGGAGGAUGGGAGAGCAGGAAGACAUCACCCAAGCCCUCCUGACAGAUGGCCAUCCAGCUUCUGUUUAAAAGCUUCCAAGGAAGGAGCCUCCACUAGACUCUGAGGCAGAGAGUUCCACUGCUGAACAGCUCUUCUUGCAGUCAGGAAGUUUUUUUCUCAUGUUCAAUGGAAUCUCCGCUGUCAUUUGAACUCAUGGCUCCACUGAAGCCUAGUUUCCAGGGUAGAAGAAAACAAGUCUGCCCCCUCCUUCUUAGGACACCCUUUCACAUAUUUAUACAAGGCUAUCAUGUCUCCUCUCAAAUGUCUCUUCUGCAGGCUAAACAUUUGCAGUCGCUCCUCCUCAUAGAGAUUCAUGGUCUCCAAGCCUUUGAUCCUUUGAGUCUCCCUCUUCCUCUGGACACAUUCCAAUCUCUCUUUUGAACUGUGGGGCCCAGAACUGGACGCAGUGUGAUUCCAGGCGAAGGUCUCUGACCAAAACAGAAGAGAAAGGCACCAUGACACUAUCCUCCUUUGGAUGCAUUCCAAAAUUCCAUUGGUUUUUUGAGCUGCUGCAUCACACUCUUGGCUCAUGUUCAGCUUGUUCCAUGGAGUGUGAGCCAGGCAUCACCCAUUCUGUAUCUGUGCAUUUCCCUUGUCGAGCCAGAUGUCACCCAGGGGAUUUUUUUCAUGUCAGAAGUAACAUACUGCAAGUUGCUUCUGGUGUGAGAGAAUCGGCUAUAAUAAUAAUAAUAAUAAAACUUUAUUUAUACCCCGCCACCAUCUCCCCAACGGGGACUUGGGGCGGCUUACAUGGGGCCAUGCCCAGAACAGUACAAUAUAGCAAAAUAUAAAACAACAUAUCACAAUACAAUUAAACAAUACAAUAAAUAAUCAUAUACACUGUAAGGGCGGGCCGCAUGAGACACUUAAUUAAAACUUGGGGUGAGAAAAGGAUAAGAAUACAAUCAGCGAUCUACCAAGGCAUUGCCCAGGGGACAUCCGAUGUGUUACCAUCCUGCUGGGAGGCUUAUAUCAUGUUCCCACAUGGGAAGCUAGGGCUGACAGACAAAAAGCUCACCCCGUCUCAUGGAUUUGAACCGCCAACCUUCACGUCAGCAGUUCAGCUGGCACAAGGGUUUAACCCAUUGCUCCACAGCGGCUUUCAUUGUAGAAGUAUACGCAUAAUAUGGACCAGACGCAGAUCUUUUUCUAUUUCUGCCCCUGCCUUAUGGAAUGCCUUGCCGCCCUAGAUGAGAGCCAUGCGUGAGUUAGGGCCUUUUACCCUCGCACUCAAGACCUGGCUCUUUAUUAGAGCUUUUAAUCUAUGUUAAUUUUAUCAAUAUUUGUAUGUAUGUAUUUUUAUCCUUUACAAUUUUAUCUUGUAAAUCGCCUAGAGCAUCUUGGAUGGAGGGCGAUUAAUGAGUAAUUAGAUGAUGAUGAUGAUGAUACGUUUCAAGAGGGAAAAGUUGAAAACUAGAUGGAUAGCAGAAUAUUGUUAUAUUCCCUGUUAUUUUAGAUUAGAGUAUGCGAAAUGCUAACAUGCUUAACAAUGGUAUGCAUAAGCUGUACUAGGAUCUCAAAAAUAUGUUUGUGCUUCUUUUUUUAAAAAAAAAAUACCUUGUACUUUCCCGAUACAGACAUGGGUUCUGUAUUUUUGCAUUUUUGGAAAAAUUGUUACUUGUAUAUUCUGAUAAUAAAAUAAAAUGGCAAAAGCCCAA
This is a messenger RNA of Anolis carolinensis (green anole), 8559 nucleotides long. Its product is annotated as NFX1-type zinc finger-containing protein 1. Gene Ontology annotation, cellular component: nuclear RNA-directed RNA polymerase complex. The record is from RefSeq and is a predicted model, not a curated record. Gene Ontology annotation, biological process: regulatory ncRNA-mediated heterochromatin formation. NCBI's taxonomy places the organism in Eukaryota, Metazoa, Chordata, Lepidosauria, Squamata, Anolidae. Gene Ontology annotation, molecular function: helicase activity.